GGCCAGGCCAGGCUGCCACCUGCCACCCCUGCUGUCCAGCAACUGAUUCAGCGUGCCCCUCCAGCUCAACCAUGAGGCUCACCCUGUCGCUCCCCGUCCUGGUGGUGCUCCUGGCGGUGGUUUUGGAAGGCCCAGCUCCAGCUCAGGCUGAACUAAGCAUCCCAGAUAGUGUGAAAAAUUUUGGAAGCACCGUGGAGAAGAAGAUCCUGGAUGCCGUUGACCACAUCAAAAAGAGCGACUUGCCUAAGAAGACCUGGACCUGGAUUUCAGAGACAUUCAGCAAAGCAAGGGACAAAUUAAAAACUACCUUCUCCUAAACACCAGGAGGGCUGCCCCUUUCCUCUAUGUCUGUGCCUCAGGAGGGGCUCUAAUUUCCCACACCCCUGGCCCCUGUGCCACAU
This is a messenger RNA of Molossus molossus (Pallas's mastiff bat), 401 nucleotides long. It is a transcript of the gene APOC1, whose product is annotated as apolipoprotein C1. Gene Ontology annotation, molecular function: phospholipase inhibitor activity; fatty acid binding. Bases 72 to 317 code for a protein of 81 amino acids. The record is from RefSeq and is a predicted model, not a curated record. Gene Ontology annotation, biological process: negative regulation of cholesterol transport; very-low-density lipoprotein particle clearance; lipoprotein metabolic process. Lineage: Eukaryota; Metazoa; Chordata; Mammalia; Chiroptera; Molossidae. The transcript is spliced from 4 exons. Gene Ontology annotation, cellular component: high-density lipoprotein particle; extracellular region; very-low-density lipoprotein particle.